Molecule: messenger RNA, 2668 nt
Organism: Harpegnathos saltator (Jerdon's jumping ant)
Lineage: Eukaryota; Metazoa; Arthropoda; Insecta; Hymenoptera; Formicidae
Gene: okr
Product: DNA repair and recombination protein RAD54-like okr
Exons: 10
Coding region: 264-2501 (745 amino acids)
Biological process (GO): double-strand break repair via synthesis-dependent strand annealing; reciprocal meiotic recombination
Cellular component (GO): nucleus
Molecular function (GO): DNA translocase activity; ATP binding
Source: RefSeq, a predicted model, not a curated record
GCGAAUGACAGCCACAUAGAACUCGUUUUAUUAGAAAGAUACAUUCAAACACACUCCAAUUGCCAGCGACACUAGCGCACUCAGAUAGACUCAAGAGAAAGUAAUUGGAAACUUCUAACCGCUGUCUGAGUUGUUGCCCCCGAUCACUAUAAACGAAUUUAAACGAGGUUUUGCUUGACAAUUCGCGCCAUUUCUGUACCAAAUGACAAAUUAAUAAUUAACCGAGCUGAUAAUUAAAUAGAGAAAGUACUCAGGCUCGUGCAAUGAUUCGAUCAUUGGCGCCUAGUCAGCGUGGGAAACGUCCUUUACUCUUAGAUAUAUCCAACACCACAGAGUUAACCCAGUCGGAAAAUUUUACACAACAAUUAAAGAAGAGAUCUUCAAAACAUAUUAAAGAUGUGCAGAUACCAGAACGUAAAGCUGUUCUUCUUUCUGAUAAUGGUGUUCGUGCGGCUCAAGAGAUGAUAUCAGAACAUGAAGAAAGAGUGAGAAAGCUACUCAACAAACCAUUUAAAAUACCAGUACCUGGCUAUGAGUUAUCCAGAAGAUAUCUUGGAGCAUAUUUCUCAGGACCACGUAGGCCACUACAUGAUCCAAAUGAAGCCAAUGCAUUGAUUGUCUACUCGCCACCAGAGAUGUCUGAACAUGAGAGAUUAAAAGCAGAUCUGUGCAAGCAACUUGUACAUGUAGUUAUAGAUCCCUUAUUGUGCAAUGUAUUAAGGCCACAUCAACGUGAAGGUGUAAAAUUUAUGUAUGAAUGUGUAACAGGUAAACGUAUAGAAGAUGCAUAUGGUUGUAUCAUGGCAGACGAAAUGGGUCUUGGCAAAACACUGCAAUGUAUAACUCUGUUGUGGACAUUGUUGAAGCAAGGGCCGGAAGCGAAACCUCUGAUAGACAAAGCGAUUAUCGUCGCACCCAGUUCCUUGGUGAAGAAUUGGUACAACGAAAUCUACAAAUGGCUGAACAACCGCGUGAGUGCUCUCGCUAUCGACGGCGGAAAGAAGAAAGACAUCGACACGAAGCUCAUCAGCUUCAUGAAAACUUACAACGGGAGGUGCGUAUAUCCCAUUCUCAUUAUCAGUUACGAGACCUUUCGCCUACACGCGCACGUGUUGCAUCAAAACGAGGUUGGUCUCGUGUUGUGCGACGAGGGGCAUCGUUUGAAAAAUUCCGAGAAUCAAACGUAUCAAUCGCUGAUGGGUCUCAAGGCCAAGAGGAGAGUCUUGCUCAGCGGAACUCCUAUACAAAAUGAUCUGCUGGAGUAUUUCUCUCUCGUGCACUUUGUCAAUCAAGGAUUGUUGGGGACUGCGCAGGAAUUCCGCAGAAAAUUCGAGACGCCCAUAUUACGUGGUCAAGAUGCAGAAGCGACGGACGAGGAGCGCAAGCUCGCCGAGGAGCGUUUGUCCGACUUGGUGUCUGUCGUCAACAAGUGCCUCAUCAGACGCACCAGCGCCUUACUUUCGAAAUACUUGCCGUUGAAACACGAGCUUGUCGUAUGCAUCAAGAUGGGAGAGCUGCAAACGCGUCUCUACAAGAGCUUCAUACAUAGCGACAGUAUAAAGAAAUCUAUGGAAGACAGUGACAACUCAAAAAAAGGAGGAAGCCUGUCAGCUCUUGCCGCCAUAACUCUCCUGAAGAAACUGUGCAAUCACCCUGACCUGAUAUACGACAAAAUCAAGGAAAGAUCGGACGGCUUUGAAAACGCCGCGAGAUUGUUGCCGGCGAAUUACUCGACCAAGGAACUUCUACCCGAUUUAUCGGGCAAAUUGAUGGUCCUCGAUUGCCUGCUAGCAUCUAUUAAAACCACGACGAAUGACAAAAUAGUACUGGUAUCCAACUACACGCAAACACUGGACUUGUUUGAGAAACUUUGUCACAAACGUGGCUACAACUACGUGAGGCUGGACGGCACGAUGACGAUCAAAAAGAGGUCGAAGGUGGUCGACAAUUUUAACAGCGAAAGCAGUAGCGACUUCAUCUUCAUGCUCAGCUCGAAAGCCGGCGGAUGCGGCCUGAAUCUCAUCGGCGCGAAUCGUCUCGUCAUGUUCGAUCCGGAUUGGAAUCCAGCGAACGACGAUCAAGCGAUGGCCAGGGUUUGGCGAGACGGUCAGAAGAAACCCUGCUUCGUGUAUCGCUUCCUUUCCACUGGAACGAUAGAAGAGAAGAUUUUUCAGAGACAAGCUCACAAGAAAGCGUUGAGCUCCACGGUGGUGGAUCAAGAGGACGAUGUGGCGAGGCAUUUUACCCAAACCGAUCUCCGCGACUUGUUCAAAUUGGAAGAGAACACGGUCUCGGACACACAUGCCAAGUUCAAGUGCAAACGUUGCAUCAAUGGCAUCGAAACGAAAGGUCCGUCGGAGCAGUCGGACUGCAAUUCUGAUCUGUCUGAAUGGCGACACUCGCACAAUCCACGAUACUUACCUGACAUACCAUUGCGACAGUGUUGGUCCAGCGGUAUUUCCUUCGUGUUUCAUCAUCGUUCGCGCGAGCAAGUAAACUAACUGUGAUUCCGCCCGACAAUCCGUAAUCUUCAAUUCAAAUGCCACCGGAAAUAGUUUAUGUAUAAGUGUGUUUCAUAUAUUUCUUUAAAUUAUUUUUGUAUUUUAUUUUCUUCAAGUUAUCUCGAGUAUUUACACGGCAAAAGAAAAACGAACAAGUAUAUGUAAGA